This is a messenger RNA of Rhizopus microsporus ATCC 52813, 2064 nucleotides long. RefSeq names its product family 3 glycosyltransferase. Gene Ontology annotation, biological process: glycogen biosynthetic process. Gene Ontology annotation, cellular component: cytoplasm. The coding region runs from base 1 to 2064 and encodes 687 amino acids. Gene Ontology annotation, molecular function: alpha-1,4-glucan glucosyltransferase (UDP-glucose donor) activity. Lineage: Eukaryota; Fungi; Mucoromycota; Mucoromycetes; Mucorales; Rhizopodaceae. The record is from RefSeq and is a predicted model, not a curated record. The transcript has 5 exons.
AUGGGCGCAGUUCAAAGAGACGUUUAUAAUCCUCUUCUUUUCGAAAUUGCUUGGGAGGUUGCUAAUAAAGUGGGUGGUAUCUACACGGUCAUCAAGACCAAAGUCCCAGUGACGAUACGAGAAUUUGGUGAUCGCUAUACCCUAAUUGGUCCACUCAAUUAUAAAUCAGCUCCCAUGGAAGUCGAAGCAUGUGAACCAUCAAACCCCCAUGUAAAGGCAUGUCUGGAUGAAAUGAGUGAGCAUGGUGUCAAGUACCUAUAUGGACGUUGGUUAAUCGAAGGCUCACCCUAUGUUCUCUUGUUUGAUACCAACAGCGUCUUUCAUAAACUGGAUGAAUGGAAAGGCGAUCUCUGGCGUUCUGCUGGUAUCCCUUCUCCUCCUGCAGAUACUGAAACAAACGAUGCGAUCCUCUUUGGCUAUCUCAUCACUUGGUUCUUGGGGUUGCUCACUCCAAAGUACAAUCAAUCUGGGGACCCCGCAAUCAUCUGCCAUUUCCAUGAGUGGUUGGCCGGUGUCGCUUUACCUUUGAUCAAGAAGCGUCAUCUUGACGUUUGUACCAUUUUCACAACACAUGCUACUCUCUUGGGUCGUUAUCUUUGUGCUGGUGAUGUCGAUUUCUAUAACAAUUUAGCCAAUUUUGACGUGGAUGCUGAGGCAGGUAAGCGUGGUAUCUAUCACCGCUACUGUAUCGAACGAGGUGCUGCCCACUGCGCUGAUGUCUUUACGACUGUCUCUCAUAUCACUGCUUAUGAAUCUGAGCAUCUUUUGAAGAGAAAACCAGAUGGUGUCUUGCCCAAUGGUCUAAACGUUGUCAAAUUUUCCGCAAUGCAUGAAUUCCAGAACCUACACGCGUUGAACAAGGAAAAGAUUCAUGAUUUUAUUCGAGGACAUUUCUAUGGACACUAUGACUUUGAUUUAGACAAUACAAUUUACAUUUUCACCGCUGGUCGAUAUGAAUACCGUAAUAAGGGUGUAGAUAUGUUUGUAGAGGCUCUUGGACGCUUGAACGCACGUCUCAAGUCAUCUGGAUCAAAGAUGACCGUGGUAGCCUUCAUCAUUAUGCCAACAACAACGCAUUCCUUUAAUGUGGAAGCACUCAAGGGACAGGCUGUCACCCGUCAGCUUCGAACGACAGUCAGCGAAAUCCAAGACCGCAUCGGUAAAGUGAUUUAUGAACAUGCGCUCCGACUUGAGGAUAUCGAUCCCGCCAAGUUCUUAUCUGACGCAGAUAAGGUCCUUCUCAAACGUCGUGUGUUUGCUCUCAAGCGUACUUCAUUGCCACCCAUCGUGACACACAACAUUGUCGACGACCACAAAGACCCUGUUCUGAGCCAACUCCGCCGUCUCCAGCUGUUCAACAACUGGGACGAUCGUGUCAAGGUCGUGUUCCAUCCUGAAUUCUUGAACGCAAAUAACCCUCUCUUUGGUAUGGACUAUGAAGAAUUUGUACGUGGAUGUCAUCUCGGUGUGUUCCCAUCCUACUACGAACCCUGGGGAUACACUCCAGCCGAAUGUACCGUUAUGGGUGUGCCGUCAAUCACAACCAAUCUCUCUGGCUUUGGAUGCUUUAUGGAAGAAAACAUUGAAAACUGUGACGAUUAUGGUAUCUACAUCACCGAUCGUCGCAUGAGGUCCGUAGAGGAAUCUCUCCAGCAGUUAUGUGAUCAAAUGUAUCAGUUUGUGCAAAAGACACGUCGUCAGCGUAUCAAUCAGCGUAACCGUACUGAGCGUCUAUCAGAUCUCUUGGAUUGGAAACGAAUGGGUCUAGAGUACAUCAAAGCACGUCAACUGUCUCUGCGUCGAGCAUAUCCUGAGAGUUUUGUGGAUGACGAUGAAGAUUUCCAAGAGACAGCCCAUGUGAAGAUUCCUAAACCUCUUUCGGCACCUGCAUCUCCUCGUAUACGAAUGCAAGUGAAUACACUACUAAAUGACGAUGAAGAAGAGGAAGAUUAUUUGUUCCCGGCACUUCGCAGAAAUAACCAAACACAAGAGCAAGAGCUUUUAAGUGAAGGUGAUAUUGAGGCAUUUAACAAGUUGGCACUCGAACAUAAAGAGCAUAAAUAA